GCCGGAUUCCUGACGAGGCAGAAUUAGGGGCGCGGGGAAGGAAACAGAGGCUCCGGGAGACAGCAGGAGACAGCGCCAGUGCAGCAAGAGCCUCCACGCUGAGAAGCUGGAGCAGGGCUCCAGCACGGACUGGCAGCGGGGACCAGACACUGCUCCCGGAGCAGCAAGCCCAGCCGGUGUCUCUGCUGGGGCGGGGGACACAGCGCUCUCUCCCACCGCGCUCUGCCCAGCAGCCAGGCCUCAUGGACUGCAGGGCAAUGCUGGACCAUCACAGCUGCAAUGGCGUGUGCGGUUGCUGUGGUGCGCUGCGUCCCCGCUACAAGCGGCUGGUGGACAAUAUCUUUCCGGAGGACCCAGAGGAUGGGCUUGUGAAGACGAACAUGGAGAAGCUGACCUUCUACGCCCUGUCGGCUCCGGAGAAGCUGGACCGCAUCGGUGCAUACCUCUCGGAGAGGCUGAUCCGAGACGUCAGCAGGCACCGCUAUGGGUAUGUGUGCAUUGCUAUGGAGGCGCUGGACCAGUUGCUGAUGGCCUGCCACUGCCAGAGCAUCAACCUCUUUGUGGAGAGCUUCCUCAAGAUGGUAGCCAAGCUGCUGGAGUCGGAGAAGCCCAACCUGCAGAUCCUGGGGACCAACUCGUUCGUGAAGUUUGCGAACAUCGAGGAGGACACCCCCUCCUACCACCGGAGCUAUGACUUCUUCGUGUCCCGCUUCAGUGAGAUGUGCCACUCCAGCCAUGACGACCCGGAGAUCAGAACCAAGAUCCGGAUGUCUGGGAUCAAGGGGCUGCAGGGGGUGGUGAGGAAGACUGUUAAUGAUGAGCUCCAAGCCAACAUCUGGGACCCGCAGCACAUGGACAAGAUCGUGCCUUCGUUGCUUUUCAACCUGCAGCACGCCGAGGAGGCCGAGAGCCGUUCCCCAUCGCCUCUGCAAGCCACGGAGAAGGAGAAGGAGAGUCCGGCGGAGCUGGCGGAGAGGUGCCUGCGGGAGCUGCUGGGGCGGGCGGCUUACGGCAACAUCAAGAAUGCGAUCAAACCGGUUCUCAUCCACCUGGACAACCACUCGCUCUGGGAGCCCAAGAUCUUUGCCGUUCGCUGCUUUAAGAUCAUCAUGUACUCUAUCCAGCCUCAGCACUCCCACCUUGUGAUCCAGCAGCUCCUGGGACAUCUGGAUGCCAACAGCAAGAGCGCAGCCACCGUGCGCGCGGGGAUCGUGGAGGUCCUCUCGGAGGCAGCCGUCAUUGCAGCUUCCGGAUCCGUGGGACCAACAGUGCUGGAGGUCUUCAACACCCUGCUGAGGCAGCUCCGGCUGAGCAUCGACUACGAGCUGACGGGCAGCUAUGACUGUGCCAUCAGCAUCGGGACCAAGAUCAUCAAGGAGCACGAGGAGAGGAUGUUCCAGGAGGCCGUCAUCAAGACCAUUGGUACCUUUGCCAGCACCCUGCCCACCUACCAGCGGUCCGAGGUCAUGCUCUUCAUCAUGAGCAAAGUCCCGCUGCCUUCUCUGCAUCACGCUCUGGACACCGGGAAAGCUGGAGAGAACAGGAACCGCCUGACUCAGAUAAUGCUGCUGAAAUCCCUCCUUCAGGUCUCCAUAGGUUUCCAGUGCACCAACAUGCUCACGGCCCUUCCCAGCUCCUUCCUGGACAGGCUGCUCUCGCCGGCCCUGAUGGAAGACCCUGAGAUCCGUCUCUUUGUCCUCGAGAUCUUGAUCAGCUUCAUCGACCGCCAAGGGAACAGGCACAAGUUUUCCACCGUCAGCACCAUCAGCGAUAUCUCAGUCCUGAAGCUGAAAGUGGACAAGUGCUCUCGGCAGGAUACCGUCUUCAUGAAGAAGCAUGCCCAGCAGCUGUACCGCCACAUCUACCUGACCUGCAAGGAGGAGGGCAACCUGCAGUCGCACUACGAGGCUCUCUACAGCAUGCUGGCACUCAUCAGCAUUGAGCUGGCCAACGAGGAGGUGGUGGUGGACCUCAUCCGCCUGGUGCUGGCCGUGCAGGAGGUCGCCCAGAUCAAUGAAGACAAUCUGCCCGUGUACAACCGCUGCGCCCUAUACGCCCUCUGCGCUGCCUAUUUGAACCUCAUCAGCCAGCUCACCACCGUGCCGGCCUUCUGCCAGCACAUCCAUGAGGUCAUCGAUAUGAGGCAGAAGGAGGCCAUGUACCUGCUGCCAGAGGACAUUUUUGUGGAGAGGCCCAGGCUGACGAGAAGCCUGGACCGCCUGGGGCCCGAGGUCCUCUUCCGGCAGAGCAAGAUCAGCGAGGUGCUGGGGGGCAGCGGCUACAACUCUGACAGGCUCAGCACACCCUACAUCCCCCAGCUGACAGAUGAAGAUCGCUUGUCUAAGAGGAAGAGCAUCGGGGAGACCAUUUCCCUGCAGGUGGAAGUGGAGUCGAGAAACAGCCCUGAGAAGGAGGAGAGAGCACCCGCGGAGGAGAUCACGUAUGAAACACUGAAGAAAGCCAUUGUAGACAGCGUGGCGGUGGAGGAGCAGGAGCGCGAACGCCGGCGGCAGGUGGUGGAGAAGUUCCAGAAGGCUCCUUUUGAAGAGAUCGCGGCCCAUUGUGGCGCCCGGGCGACGCUGCUACAGAGCAAGCUGAACCAGAUCUUCGAGAUCACUAUCCGACCCCCGCCCAGCCCCUCGGGCACCAUCACCGCUGCUUACGGCCAGCCCCAGAACCACUCCAUCCCUGUGUACGAGAUGAAGUUCCCAGACCUGUGCGUGUACUGAGAGGCGGAGCAGGUGCCGAGGGAAGGCCAGACCCCAGUUCGGACGGAGCCGGGAAGGGUGAGAGCAGGUGCCUUCCGCAUGGACGAAAAUGGAGAGGAAACCGAUGACCAUCAUAAGAGCUCCGUUCUUCGGAGAACUUUGCAACCCAUCUUCCCUCUUGCGGAGCCACAUGGACGGAGAAUGCCCCCAGGACUCUUCAGUAACCUCAGUCACUUGAAUGUCCUGUACGCGGCGGCUUGCUUUCUUCUUAUCCAGCUGACGAUGCAGGAGACUCGAGUGGUUCCCAACAGCAGUUUCACGGGUUCAGGGACCAGGGACCAUGCGGGGCGGGUGGAUGUUUUUGGCAGAAGCAGGUCAAGAGGUUUCUUUAUCUAGCUGGGGAGCAGGGGGUUAGAUGUUCCUACUCCAAAAAGGAUUCAGUUGGCACGCUGACCUCCGCUACGCCACGCCAGCCAGGAUGUCACAGCCACCUGCCCGGGGUCAGGCUGGAGGGAGGUCUUAGCAAGGUGCUUUUGGUGGGAGCUCGAGGUUUGAUAGCCAGAAAGGGACUUGUCACCCCCUAGCAUGACAUCCUGCCUAGCGCCGGCGUAGCUGGAACCAAAUGUGCACGGCCCCAAGAGUGCAAAGGUGCAUCGCAGUUGCCUUUCAACGGCACAGAGCGGUGUGUAACCUCCAAGCGAGCAGCAGGCCCGCCCGGGGAGAGCCGACGAGGCGUCUUGGUUCACUGCAAGGGAUUUUUGUGCCCCAGGUUCCUGCUCUGUGGAUGUGUGUUGGCGUUUGCAGUGACGAUGAGACAGGAGUUGCGAUCCACAUCUUGCAGGGCAGAUCCCUCUUCCACGGUAGUGUCUUCCUGCAAGUUGUCAAGCAAAAUGGCAAUGGAUCCCCAUGGCUCGUUGUAUGGGGCAAGUGGAAGGAACCCGAACAGCUCUGCUGUGUCUCAUGAGAUCUGUACUGCUAGAAGCUAAGGGCGAUUCUCCACUAGGCACGGGGUUGAAGACUUGGGAGUGGGAGGACGGGGCCUGAGAGGCCUGCUGUGUGCAUGAGGGGAUAUGAUUAGGAUGCAACACCCUGAUCCUUCAAUCUGGGGGUGGGUGUCAGGGGGUGGGUGGUGAUUCUGCUCUUCUGGUGUCAAUCACGGAGCAGUCCCCAAGCCCCCAGGCAGUGUGUCUUGCAGGGAGGACUGAGGACAGGCGAGAGCCUGGGAGCACCCAGAAAGCAGAUGCGGCAGGCAGAUUGGAGCAGUAAAUUAGGCAUUAUCUCUGUCAUCCCUGGCAUAUCCCAUAGGCCAGCCCGAUGCUCCGGGGCAGGAAAACUGGGAGUGUCUGCAUGAAGACAUGACCCGUGGGCGUUGUGGGAACCACCUGGUCAUGUGGAUUAUAAUCCUGCUGGUUUUGAGGGAGGACAGCCGUCCAUGAGGAGUUGAAAUUUCCAAUGUUUGGGCUUUGUCCUGCUUCAAGUUUGAUCGUUCAGCAAAAUCCUUCCAGUAAAGGAGCAGAAACACCCUUGUUUAGAUCAUUCUCAACUCGACCCCCUCCAUGUUACAGUCAGUAACAGAGGAGGGGGCUUGAGGGGUCUGUAGCCCCCCCCUUGCAGUCUCCAAUAGACUGUGGAUUAAGCCUCCGGUCCUCGAUCUAGUCUGGAUCUCAUGAAGAUGCAGCCCUUAAAAAUCUUCCCCCUUAGGUAUGCACAGAAGAAAAUGCCCUUAAGGGCGACUUGCAAAGCACAUAGAAAAACUGGUUUCAUGCCUUGACAUCCCGUAUUUUGCUUUGUUUUGCAAAGGGCUUGGAAGGAUUAUUAUUUUCUUUCAUUUACUUUGUUAAAAUCAAAAUUUUCUUUCCAGUCUUUGUGGGGGGAGUCUCUUUGGAGGACCAGAAGUGGAAGGGACUGGAGCCUUUUCAUACCUUAAUUGAAAGGGAAAUGGUAGCAAAGUUUUGCCAGUAAAAGCCUUUCUCCCAAGUGAGAGCCUUUCGCCUCUCCCUCCAGGGAGGUGAAACAUUUAAAGAACAGAUUCAUGUUUUCUUGUGAAAAAACACAAGACAAAAUGUUCCUCCUCUGGAAAUACCCUUGGGAAAUCAUCAUGGCUCAUUUUGAAGAGGAGACUGUUGUAUUUCUCUCCCGCUUCCCCCCCUCUUUGCAGGUCACUUUUAGCUCUCGGGCUGGACAUUUUAAACCCUCGCACGGCUGCCGGUUAAGCGUGUGGUUAGCUUGCUAGUUGCCAAGCCCAGACCACACCGCUUCUCUCUUUGCAGCUUAUUACAAGUCCCUGAGCGGCGGAGGGAAUUUAGACACCCGUUGGAGUGGCGACUUCUUUCUUUUCACUGCAUUAUAGAGGCCAGAAGGUCUGCGAGUGAGGGUUUGUUUCUAUUGCUGAAGGUUUUUCUUUUGCCUUAGCAGUGUCGGUAAUGCCGUGUCUGAUCUGUUUGCUUUUCCCGGAGGGCUUCAGGUGUGGAUUUAGGGAUUCUCCCACCCCCUAAUUGGAUGGCCGGGAGGGGAAUUGAAUUAGACCGGCCUCUUGUGAGCUAAGAUUGAGCGUAGGAAGUAUCUGAACUGCUGAACUAAAGAGUCUGAGAUGGAGGAUGCUUGCCUGUAGUAUCUGGGAGGCACCUGAACCCCAAGACAUCCAGGCUUGGGCCUCCAUGUAGGAUGCCUGCCAAGGGAUUUGGGAGCGUCUGAAAUCCCAGGGUGAGAGCCUGGGAUGGAGGAUGCUUGUGUGUUGUUGCUCCAGACAUGGUGUUUAGAACGAUUGCGUUCAGUCGAUACGGUUUUUGGAGCAAUUGAGUUCUGCUCAGUCGACACGAUUUGGCUAAUUUGACCUGGAACAUAAAAUAUAUUAUUUAAAAAAAAAAAGGCCUUUCACCAAGAGCUCCUUUUUCCCAGGUGUUUUCUAGGCAUUGCAAUGAAAUAGCGAACAGCAACUUGGAUGGAUCUGGUUUGUCUCUGCCCCGUGCCUUGCGCUGCCAUUUGUUCCUGUGCAAAAAAAGGUCUCAAACGUUCCCAGAAUGGAGAAGUCUCAUCUGAGGUUGUGUUUGCUUCCACGUGGCAGGAUCAUAGCGGACAAGGCCCAUUGCAGGACAAAUGGACAGCCAAAUCCAAAGCACUUUAACAAGGCGCUGCCAAGCUGCAAUCUGCCGGCUUGGGAAUAUGAACUAAAGGAUGUUUCGGACCCGGUGGCUGCACGGACACGAGACGGUCCCUGCGCGGUUGUUCCUGCACAGUCACUUAAUACUUGCACGCACAAAUACUAAAUGACUGUGCGGUAACCAGUAGUGUCCCUGCAUGCCUCCUUGGUGAUGCUGAUUGCGUGGUAGCUUGUUACGACUGUGCAGGAGCGUCACAUCGCUCUUCAGGUCCAGCCGGGGUGGGGUGGAUGGUGUGAUAAGAGUAGCCACCAGAUGAAGGGCAGCUGAAGGAGGCAUGUGGCCAGCUGCAAGGGGCUGGCAUCUCCUGUCCUGUCCAGGAGUGGAGGCUCAGGGCCCCGCUGUGUUCCCCCAGACCUGGAUGGCCGGGGCGUGGGGCAGUGCGGGCUGGAGAGAAGUCAUCCCCCAGCCCUGCCUGGUCAUCCUGGUUGUUAAUUGAGGCCCUGAUAGCACUUUGGAUUGGUCAUAGUCAUCUUUCACGGACCCCGUAGACAUAGUCUUCAGACCCCCAGGUCUCCAUGGACCACAGGUUGAAAACCGCUGCCCUUGACAAACUCCAGCUGCCACGGGUGCAGGAGUCGACCACUGCUGAUCCUGUCCCCUGCCUCUUUGCUCAGCUCACGGAGAGGGGGAAGCAACAACGAGACACCGUGCAGAAUCCUCCUGGCCCCCCAGACCUGGGACCUCCUGACCCCUCCAACCCCGACUUCCCAGCUGGUCCCUUGGUGCCUCCUCCAUCACGUACCCUAUGGACCAUCGAAGCCCUGGCUCGGUUUGGCAGCUCACAAAGGGGCGUGCAAAACAGGCGAGCGAUUGUCGAGGGAGCAGUAGUAACCCCUGAAUUGGGAAUACCCCGUAUCAGUGCACUGGGAACACUGACACGUGGUUAAACAGGCAGCGCCCGUAACCCUCAGCCCCAGUGCUGCUACCCGGCUCUCUUACCGAUUUUAUUACACCCAAGGAAAGGCCGCUCUCUACAAGAGCUCCAGAAUAAAGGGAGGGAAGAAGCUAGAGGAACGAGUUGGGUCUAUAUUGCUGGUUACAUUUGAUGGGAACCGAGAAACAGGUCAUCUGAGAGGGGUCUUCUGUUAUGGGGGGGCGUAUUUUCAUUUUUUUUAGUUAUUUUUAAUCUAACAAUUUUUCAAGUAUUUUUUUAAAGCUAGAACAGUUCAAAGCAAAAUAAAACAAAUCCCCAAGAUUUUUCCUGGCAAGUUUGGAAGAUUUCUGUCCCCUCUCCCCCAUUUGCUCUCUUUUUCUGUUUUCAACUCUUUCUCCUCCUCCUUUGCCUAUUUGAAAAGUGUGCAAGGAAAGUUAAAAAAAUAUAAAUAAAUAAAAUAUGAGAGGGAAUAGCACUUUCGCUCAUUAAAGUGAACAUUUUCACUCCUUGUUGACCUACUUUCUCUUGCCUGAAAAGAGAAACGCAGAACAGCACUUAGGCAUUUUUCAGGAUGAGGGUGGAAAGCGUGGACAUUUUCCUCAAAUAAAUGAGGACCUAGGAGCUGCAAAUCAAAAUUACGCAAUGAAAAUUUCUUUUUUUUUUUUAAUGGAUUGAAAAUAAACUUUUUGUUUCUUUUUUUAAUUAAAGCUAUGGAAAUACAACUAGCCAAAGCAAACAGCGAGCUAGGUUCAGUCUGAACACCAGUGCUGAAACCCAUCUGCUAUAUAAUAAUGUCGGUCUCUUCAGACUUCAUAGCCCCAACCCUUUUGUUCACAGGGGAUGCACCUACAUGUGUAUUUACUGCGCAGGAACCAAAAUUACUGCACAGCAUGGACACACGUCUACAUGUGCAUGCCUGUACCGUGCAGCAAAUAUGGUGAUUUACACUGACUUGUGCUUAAAUUGGCUACUUGCAUCAUGCAGGUAUCACAUUUAUGCCCCAUUAGUUGCUGCGCAAUAACGCACGUAUAGACUCCUUACUGCACAGUAACACUGUGCGUGUGGACUGACUUGGGACUAACUUUAGUCCCAAGUCAUUUCACACACAGCGUUAAUGCACUUUAAUGCCUGCACGUGUAGACGCCGGCCUAUUCCUGCUUACUGCGCAGUAAAUUUAAGCCGGUGUAAAUCACGUGUAGACACACCCAGAAAGGGGUGAUUAUAGUUCAGGUGGUACUUGGGGGAGGGAACUGGGGGGCCUGCUUAAAAUUUGCAGAAGGCACUGGGCUGGGGGUGACGGGACAUACUUUGGAGGAAAGGGCUAGUCAUUCAAACUGGAUGCAAAGCCAAGCAAAGACCUGGAUCAACUGGAGAUCCAGCCUGAAAUCUCAAAGUUAGUCAAGACAAGUGCAAAGUGCUGCACUUAAGAAGGAAAGAAACUCAAAGUCAAAUGGACAGUGCAGGCAGCACUGUGGCAGACAAGCCUCUGGAGAUAACCGUGUAUCACAUGCUGAUUAUAAGUCAAGAAUAGGAUGCAGUCGCAAAACAGGCAUUUGCUAUUCUGGGAUCUGUUAAUGAGAGAGCGCUGUGUAGGACAUGGGAGGUAUUUACUCUGUUCUACCCAAGUCUGCUAAGGCCUCAGCACCAAGUUUAAGCACCUCACUUUGCAAAAAAAGGGUGUGUGUGUGUGUAUAUAUAUAUAUAUAUAUAUAUAUAUAAAUAUAUAGACAAAGUGGAGAGAGUCCAAAGGAGAACAAGAUGGAAAAACUUCCUGGAGAAGAGGCUGGAGGAGUAAAUUGUGAAGAGAGAGGGCUGAUGGGAAGCUGCCACUUGUCCAAGGUAGAUAGAGGAAGGACACAUCAACUAUUCGUGGUUCUCCAUGAUAAAACAGUAGCUGACUUAAUUCGCGGUUAAGGAGGUUUGGGUUAGAUAUUAGGAAAGAAACAGCCAGCUUUGAGGAGAGUUAACCCCUGGACCAGGUCACCCCAGAAAUCCCUAUCGUUAUAGUUUUGGGCUGGGAUGGUUUAGUCAAGGAUGAUCCUACCUUGAGCAGGGGGCUGGACUAGAUGAGGUCUCCUCCAGCCCUACUUUCCUAUGAUCCAGGGUUCGACGGGCACCUGUUAGGGGUGGUCUUGAUAUGCCUAAUUCUGCCUCAGAGUAAAGAGGGGUAGACUAGACAAUCCCUUGCGGUCCCUUCAACCCUACCUUUCCCCAGUCAUUGAUCCGAUAGUGGUGAUCCUUGUAUUCUUGACUGGUGCCAUGUGAUGCUUGAGCUGCCUCUGAAUGUGCUGAGCGGUGUCACAGCUGAGACUGAAACCAUCUCCUGUCUACUCUUGUCUUGCACAAAACCAGCAUGUUUUGUUCUCAGCCCACACUGAGAUGCUCCCCCCUUCUCCCCUCUCGGAAAUAGGUAGCUCUAUUUGCACUAAGCGUCGAACCUGGAAACAUGAACUCCAUCCUGUAAAUGUCUCCCACGUGCAUUGUAAUUGCCCUGUUUGUAUGUUCACGUUUAGUAUAGAUACUGUAUAUAUAUAUACAUAUGAUAUAAAUAUAUUUAUAUAAACCCGGUGUAGGUGCAUGUGUACGUUUCCAUUUGUGUACUUCGGGAGCGCUGUAUCGUUUUUGUGACGGUGAUUGAGAUUGAGGGGGAGCAUACGUUGUCUGAAUGGUUUACGGUCACAUUUUGGUCAGGAUAUUUUCAUCUUUAUGCCCUUUUCAAAUAAAUGUUAAUGUUGUCAUGUU
Molecule: messenger RNA, 9485 nt
Organism: Alligator mississippiensis (American alligator)
Lineage: Eukaryota; Metazoa; Chordata; Crocodylia; Alligatoridae
Gene: EFR3B
Product: EFR3 homolog B
Exons: 23
Coding region: 243-2729 (828 amino acids)
Biological process (GO): protein localization to plasma membrane
Cellular component (GO): plasma membrane
Source: RefSeq, a predicted model, not a curated record